Messenger RNA from Ogataea haglerorum, 2898 nucleotides. RefSeq lists its product as uncharacterized. Gene Ontology annotation, biological process: proteolysis. The coding region runs from base 1 to 2898 and encodes 965 amino acids. Gene Ontology annotation, molecular function: metalloexopeptidase activity. Lineage: Eukaryota; Fungi; Ascomycota; Pichiomycetes; Pichiales; Pichiaceae. The transcript has a single exon. The record is from RefSeq and is a predicted model, not a curated record.
AUGUCUCAAGAACCCGGGAGGAUCACCAAGUUCAUCCAGUCCACCUUUGGGUUCAGGAAAACAACCCUUACGGUAUUGGUGAUUAUUUCGUACAUUGUCACCAUCCUUCUGAAUUUAUACUUCGAUAAGGUCUCCCUCACUCCCCCAGAACCUGCUCCACGGAUACUAAGUACGGCGUGGCUUGAUCUGCAGACCAUCUCAACCAAUUUUCAUCCAUACACGUCUCACGCUAACGACGAUGUUCAUGACUACUUGCUUGAGAGAAUCUCCACUAUUUGCGCGAGAAAGAGCUACAUGGAGGUUGAUGACGACUAUGACAAACUAAAGUUCAUGGUGAACCAGCAGGACGUCUUUGACCCAGAGUCGCUUACAAACAGAAUCAUCUACUUUGAAAGCGGCAACAUAGUGGUGAAAAUCGAAGGCAAGAGCCCCGCUUUGCCCGGCGUUCUGGUGAGCUCCCAUUACGAUUCUGUUCCGACGGCCUAUGGUGCCACAGAUGACGGAAUGGGCGUGGCUUCCAUGUUGGGAAUUCUUGAACAUUACUCUUCAGAUGAGAGCGAGCAGCCUGAACGAACCAUCAUCUUCAAUUUUAACAACGACGAGGAGUUCGGGCUGUUGGGAGCAGAAGCGUUCAUGAAACACAAGUGGGCCAAACUCGUGAAAUAUUUUGUUAAUCUGGAGGGAACAGGAGCUGGAGGAAAGGCAAUUCUGUUCAGAAGUACUGAUGUUGGAGUACUCAGCUACUACUCCGCUGCAAGCAGGCCGUUUGCCAACUCUUUAUUUCAAGAGGGCUUCCAGAGCGGCCUCAUCAGGUCCCAGACAGACUACAAAGUUUACGUCGAAAACGGUCUCCGCGGUGUUGACAUUGCCUUUUACAAGCCAAGAUCUUUAUACCACACCCUACGGGACUCAAUUACAGGCACUUCUUUGGGCUCGCUAUGGCACAUGGAGAUCAAUGCCCUGAACCUCGUGGACGCUUUAGCCAACGAAAGCACACAAAUUAGUGACGAUACUUCCCAAGCGGUGUUUUUUGACAUUCUCGGCAAGUUUUUCUUCUACUGCUCUGUCAACAGUCUUUACGUUUUGGACAUUUUCAUUGUGAGCAUUGUGCCAAUCGUCACCAUCAUUUGUGUGCUCAUUGUUGCUAAAAGAGGAACCUGGUACGUUGAGUUUGGCAGGGGCUGGCUGAGAUACCCAAUCAGUUUGCUAGCAUCCUAUGCACUGACCGCAUUCGUGUCCAAAUACCUCUAUCUGAAUGAUCCUGUGCUGCUCUCAAACGAUUAUAUCUCUCCGCUAUUGGCCUUGUCAUCUUUAAAUCUGUUAUCCAACUACUUGAUUUUGAACUUCCUUGCUUGGCUGCGGCCCAUCCAUGACCAGAAACUGGUUUGUUUGCUUGAACUGAACUUUAUUUUGUGGAUUGGGGCAAUCUGGAUGACAAUGCAAGAAAAACAGGAGCACAAUGUCGCAGGCUACAUUAUAACAAUCGUUCACUCGCUGGUGUCGGUGUCGUCUAUUUUUGGCCUGAUCGGGCUGACUCUCAAAAGAAGAGCUCCUCGCUACAGAAGAACAAUGAAGCCAAGAAUCUACGGAUCAAAUGAGCAGGAGCGGCCUCAUUCGGAUAAUGAAAACAGCUCCCCAGCUGAGACAAUUCCGGACUCCAACGACUCGGAGAAUCAACCUCUGCUACCGCCGGAGAACUCAUCCAAUAACAACAACUCCACCAUCGUGGUCAUAGAGCACGAGUCGGAAGAAACCUAUAAGCAGAAACUAAAGCACGCAGCACUACAGUCGUUCUCCUAUGACUGGUCUAUCCAGUUCCUUAUUCUUGUGCCGUUGUCCACUUUUUUGAUCUACACAAAUGGCGAACUGGCUUUACAAGCCUUGAAUCAGACUGUGCAGGAGUCAUCAUACUUCGGCAGGGUCACAAUGCAAAUUCUUGUCGGCGUGGCCGUCAGUGUUGGCGUUCCAGUGACCCCAUUCAUCCACAAGCUCAACGGCGCGCUGGUACUGUUCCUUACUGCUGUGUUGCUGGUAUGCUCUAUGGUGUCAUACUUUGAAAGCCCUUACUCUUACGCCAACCCAUUGAAGCUACGCUUUUUGCAGACUAUUAAUGAGGCUUCGAAGGCGCCACUAGUCAACCUCUUCGGCCGGGCUGGCUACAUUGAGCCGAUGCUCCGGGAUCUUCCUUCGUUAAAGGAUAGUGGGACCGCUAUUAGCUGCACUAUCAACAACGAUAUGGGCACGGAGCGUUGUCAGUACGAGGGUCCUCGUCCUUACCUUCUGGACGGAACCAGUGCAGAUAACGAGUUUUCGCACUACCUGAGCGUUCAGGUUGUUAACAAUUCGAACAACGGUGACGUUGUGGACAACUACACCCCUGUGGAAGUGGAUUUCCUCAUCAACGUGCAAGACAACAGAAACUGCAUUUUGCGGUUCAACUCGUCCAACUACGACUCGCUCAAGUCUCCUCACUCAGAAAAGAUGGUUUCACCAGUGAAGCUGGUCACUCUGUAUGUUAACGGAUACGAGUCUGUGCCGUUGUCUUCUGUUCCUUCUGGCUAUUCGACCGACGAGGCCGGCAACCAUCGGUUCAAGACGAUGAAAGGUAUUGACGAAAUCCAGCUCCACAAGCUAAACUGGACGCAGCCAUACUACCACGUUGGUCUACAAUGGCUGCGCACUGCGUUCGAUGACGACGACAACAUCGACAAGAGCGCACAAUUGGGCAUGUCUGUGUCAUGCUAUUGGGGAGAGUACGACGAGGAGGUCCGUGUCGACGACCGCAAGGUCCGCAAGGUCAGGGCGCUGGACGAGCUGAUUCAGUACUCACCACGCCACAUGGUGUACAGCAAUCUGGAACGUGGGCUUGUGGAGAUUAAUUCGCAUGUAAUUCUUUAG